CACCCCAACAACUGAAUAAACUUGAAAAGCAGAUAUUCCCAACUGUGUCUUCAAGCUUUUUGCUUGCGAAAGACCAGAACUUCGAAUAAAACUUUAUAUACAAAGUUGAAAAAAGAAUGGCUAAUUCCCUUUGUUUCACUCCUGUCUGCCCCUUCAAAUCUGCAAACAAACCAGGGAUAAUUAUUGACAACUCAGUUGCGCGAAAGGUUAUCCGGGUGACUGAAGUGUUUCAGAACUCAAGAACUGCCAAACUCCAAUCUUUUAAUUUGAAGGCAACAGAUAGUAAUCCAAGCACCAAAUCAAACAGCAUUGUCUGUGCUGACUGUGAUGGGAAUGGUGCAGUAGCAUGUAGCCAGUGCAAAGGAACAGGUGUUAAUUCUGUAGAUCACUUCAAUGGACAGUUUAAAGCUGGUGGAUUAUGUUGGCUUUGCAGAGGGAAAAGGGAUAUUUUAUGUGGAUCCUGCAAUGGAGCUGGGUUCGCUGGUGGUUUCAUGAGCACAUUUGACGAUUAAACAGCCACAGAUAAUUAGAUCUUUCUUUGUUGUUUGCUAAAGUUUUGGCUUAAUCACCAAAAUGUUGCUGGUAAACUUGAGAUUCUGUUGAAUCGGAAGGAAAAACAAAAUGUAAUCAUAUUCGUGUUCGGUCAGAGUUAAAACUACGACUUUUCGCUUUUGAAACAGACGCACUGUCCACUGAUCUACAGGUCUACCUAAUUAGUUUUGUAAUAAUAUGUUCUCUAUUUUAUGAAA
This is a messenger RNA of Carica papaya (papaya), 749 nucleotides long. Its product is annotated as DnaJ/Hsp40 cysteine-rich domain superfamily protein. Gene Ontology annotation, cellular component: chloroplast stroma; protein folding chaperone complex. NCBI's taxonomy places the organism in Eukaryota, Viridiplantae, Streptophyta, Magnoliopsida, Brassicales, Caricaceae. The record is from RefSeq and is a predicted model, not a curated record. Gene Ontology annotation, molecular function: protein folding chaperone.